Leptopilina heterotoma is the source of this 3485-nucleotide messenger RNA. RefSeq names its product piwi-like protein Ago3 (gene AGO3). The transcript is spliced from 12 exons. Gene Ontology annotation, molecular function: piRNA binding; protein binding. NCBI's taxonomy places the organism in Eukaryota, Metazoa, Arthropoda, Insecta, Hymenoptera, Figitidae. Bases 314 to 3061 code for a protein of 915 amino acids. The record is from RefSeq and is a predicted model, not a curated record. Gene Ontology annotation, cellular component: P granule. Gene Ontology annotation, biological process: regulatory ncRNA-mediated gene silencing.
ACGAUGAACGUAGGAAGAAGCCUGAGAGCCUGAGUCGAACUAGGAAAGUGCUAGCAAGCAGCAGCAAGACAAGAAGCAUAAUGGCCCUCACACCUUUAAGUUGUGCUUUUUCAUUAGAAUAAUCUUCCAUUAAUAAUUCCCGUAACUGAUUAUAUUAACACUUCAAAAUAAGUCUCUAUCAGUAAAUUAAAUUUAGAUAUUAAACGAAAGAACAGUAAAAAAGGAAUAAUUAAAUUCAGUUAAACCGGUGUCGUGUCCUGAAAAUUUCGUCAGUCAAUUUUACUUCUAGUGCGGCAACUAUAUACAAUUGAAAAUGGAGGGCACCGGUAGAGGAAGAGCUAGUCUCUUGGACAGAUUAAAACAGCAACAAGCUCAAGUGAGACAAGCUGAAGAGACAAUUGAUGAACCCAAGGAAUCGCAAGAUGUUUCUCCGGUUGUAACCAUAGGACGUGGACGGGGUAUUGCCUCUCUUCUUGCGUCCGUUGAAGCUGCUAAACCACAAGAAGCACCACCACCACCAAGCCUAGGUGGCGGUCGAGGUAGAGCAAGUUUCAUAUUACCCCCUGAAUCGACAGCUGCGUCGUCGACCGUUGCAUCGAUAUUUGGUCGUGGAAGAGGAUCUGCUCCUUCGUUGGUCUCAGUCAAAUCUACAACAACAACCACAACGUCAUCAGGUUCAACGCCAACAACAUCAACAACUUCCCGAGAUGUGUCUGGUGUUGUAGCACCUCUAGAAGCGUUGAACAUCACCGAGACGAAAUCUUCCGAACCAGAUAUUGUCUCGCGACAGGGAGAAAGUGGCAGACCAAUUCACUUAACUUCCAAUUACAUUAACUUGAGCAUAGAGCCUGGAAAGGAACUCAACAUGUACGAAGUUAAAUAUAAUCCUGACAUUGAUUCUCGUCCUUUGCGAAAUAGAUUACUACUUCAGCACACAAAUGUUAUUGGAACGACGAAAAAUUUUGAUGGUUCACUAUUAUAUCUUCCGCGAAAAUUAGAAAAAGAGGUAACAGUAUUAGAUUCUACACAUCCGGCGGAUGAAUCGAAAGUCAGGUUACAAAUAAUAUUUAAAAAAACUCAAAAAAUGCAUGAGAAUGUGACAUUUUUCAACAUUCUCAUAAAUCGUGUGAUGAAAGCACUGCAGUUAGUGAAAGUUGGUCGAAAAACGUUUAAUCCGGCUUGCGGACACGUGGUUCAACAGCAUCGAUUGGAAAUUUGGCCUGGAUAUGUUACGGCUAUCAAUGAAUAUGAAGGUGGUCUGAAAUUGUGCAUAGAUUCAAGUCAUCGAGUUAUGCGAACUGACACUGUUCGCGAUUUCAUGAGAGAUAUUAGUAAAAAAGAUCCGAAAAAUUUCAAGGAUAAAGUAGUUAAUGAACUGCUUGGUACUUCAGUACUUACAAGAUAUAACAACCAAACUUACAGAAUUGAUGAUAUUGCUUGGGAUAAAUCGCCGAAAUUUAGUUUCAAUCGUAAGGGACAAGAUAUUUCUCUAGUCGAUUAUUAUAAGACACAGUGGAAUUUAAUUAUUCAAGAUUAUGACCAGCCUCUUUUAGUGAAUCGUUCAAAAGAACGUACUUCGGAUGGACAGACUAUUGAGAGAAUGCUUCUUCUGAUUCCUGAAUUUUGUUAUUUGACGGGAAUUACGGACGCAAUGCGCAGUGACUUUAGAAUAAUGAAGGACAUUCAACAAGUGACGGGAAUGAAUCCAUCGGCGCGACGUGAUGUGAUUAGAAAAUUUGUUGCAAAAGUGAAGGAAACCGAUGUUACUAGAGAACUUUUGGCGGGUUGGGGUUUGAGAAUGGAAGCAGAUACCAUUAAAAUUACUGGUAGAGCUUUAGAUCCAGAAAUGUUAAUUUUUGGAAACAACAAAACAUUGUCGGCCGGACCAAAAGCUAAUUGGCCUGGAGCAACGAAGAUGCCAGUUUUACGCACUCCUCACUUGGAAACUUGGUGUCUUUUGUUUGAUAAGAGAGACGAGAAAAAGGCGAAAGACUUUGUGCAAACUCUAAAAUUUGUUGGCAAGGCGGUCGACAUGACAAUAAGAGAACCACAAAUGAUUGCUUUACCAAAUGAUCGUACAGAAAGUUUCUUGGUCAAAUUGAAAGAGAUUAUACGGCCAAAUAUUGAUAUUGUAGUAUUGAUUUUCCCCGCUCAACGACAGGAUCGUUAUGCUGCAGUAAAAAAACUCUGCUGUGUGGAUAUGCCAGUUCCUUCACAAGUUAUUUUAUCAAAAACGAUUGGAAUGGAUCCGAAGAAAACAAAGAGCGCUGUCGAAAAAAUUGCUUUACAAAUUAAUUGUAAACUCGGUGGAGCUCUCUGGGCUUUAAAGAUUCCAUUUGAUAAAUGUAUGGUAUGCGGAGUCGACGUCUAUCAUGCUGGACCUGGAAAAGUGACGCAUGGAAGUGCCGCUGGUUUUGUGGCCAGUAUGGAUAAAGGUCUCACUUCCUGGUAUUCAAAAAUAUGUAUACAAACCAGAAAUCAGGAGCUUGUUGAUUUAUUGAAAAUAUGUUUAGUUUCUGCUGUUAAAGCUUAUCAUCAGAAAAAUGGAUUUUAUCCCGACAGAAUAUUCCUAUACCGCGAUGGGGUGGGCGAUGGUCAAUUAGAAGUAGUUACCAAGUAUGAAGUUAAGCAGUUACUUUCAGCUUUCUCCCUCAUUAGCACGGACUAUUCUCCCAAAUUGACAAUUAUAAUUGUUCAAAAGCGAAUUAAUACAAGAAUUUUAGCAAUUCAACAAAGAGAACUUGAAAAUCCACCACCAGGAACAAUUGUGGACAGCGACGUGACUAAAAGAAAUUACUAUGAUUUCUAUCUAAUUUCUCAACACGUGGGCCGAGGAACUGUUUCACCCACACACUACAUAAUCAUUCAUGACAGUGCAAACAUGAAAACUGAUCAUCUUCAACGAUUGACGUAUAAAUUAUGUCACCUUUAUUACAAUUGGUGCGGCACAGUGAGAGUACCAGCGCCAUGUAUGUACGCUCAUAAAUUAGCGUAUCUCGUUGGCCAAAGUCUUCAAAUUGAACCAAGUGAAAAAUUGGCUCAUCACUUAUAUUAUCUUUAAAUUUUCAGAUUUUUUUUCCAUUAUGAUAUAAUUAAUCGUUAAAUACGGAAGAAAUCGUUAAAAUUAGUGUUUAUUUAAGAAAUUAUUAAUGAUAAUUAAUAGUUGAAGAUUUAUUAUUUAGUCUAUUAAAUAUUCUCUUUCGUUGAGUAUAUGAAAUAGUUUAUUGAAACUGAAAAAAAUAAUUCUUUUUUUUUGGUUUUUUCAAUCUAUAAUGAUGAACAGUAUUAAUGAACGAAAUGUUCAAUAUGUUUUUUGAUUACUCUAAGUUGUAAAGUAAAAUGAAAAAAUGUCAUUUAAUUUAAAUAAUCGUUUUUAUUUUUAUUUGCGAAACAUCUCUAUUUGAUACGAGACUAUACUGUAAGUUAACGAACAAAUUUUUGUAUUUUUAUACUUAUAAUUGUGCAAAUAAAAAACGAUAUAAAAA